CAUGCGCAACGCAGCUUCAAGGCGAAAAUACCUAAUGACAAAACUCGACAUGCAGGAUGAUGAACAGACAGAUGUCAGGAGUCAGAGAAGAUGAUGAUCAACUGAUGACUUAAGAAAGAACAGAAUAUCAACAUGUCCAGCAGAGAAAGCAGAGUGGGUGAUCUGAGGAUUGUUCUUCUGGGGAAGAGCGUGUCAGAAAACAGUCGAGUGGGAAACUUCAUCUUAGGACGAGCAGCGUUUGACAGUGAAGCUCCUCCAGAUGUUGUAGAGAGAGUCGGAGGAAGACUGAAGGACAGACACCUGAUCAUCAUCAACAGUCCUCAGCUGCUCCAGACAAACAUCUCAGAUCAUCAGCUCACACAGACAGUGAGAGAGUGUGUGUAUCUGUCUGAUCCAGGACCUCAUGUCUUCAUAAUCAUACUGCAGUAUAAAGACUUCACCGAGGAGGACCUGAGAAGAGUGAAAUAUAUGCUGGAGAGAUUCAGUGAAGAGGCCGUUAAACGCUCUAUAGUGAUCACCACUGAUGAAGAGAUGCAUGAUGCUGCGAGAGCUAAUGAAUUAAUUCAGCAGCCAGGACCUCAUGUGAUCGUGCUGCUCCUCAAACAUGAGCCGUGUUCAACAGAAGAUCAAGAGUGUGUGGAGAAGGUGCUGCACUCUUUCUCUGAGCGCGUUUAUCAACACACAGUGGUGCUCAGCUCACAAGAGACCACUGAAACCAGUGACAUCCUACAGAACAUCAUUCAGAAAUGUGCAAACAGACACUUCAGUCUUCAGAGGAGCAGCUCUCCUGAUGAUCUGCUGCAGACACUUGAGGACAUUGAGAAGAUGAAUGACGGACGUUAUCUGCACUGUGCUGAAGCUGCACAGUGUUUCACAAUGAAGCAACAGAACACAGAGAGACUUUCAGAGGGUGUGAAGCUGAAUCUGGUCGUGUGCGGGAGUGAUGGGACAUUAAAAUCCUCUGUAUCAGAGCAGAUCCUGCAGCAGACAGACAGAAGAUCAGACGUGGAGCUUCAUAGUCGUCUGAUCAAUCUGAUCAGUCUUCCAGCUCUCAAUCAGCUCUCAGAGGAGGAAGUGAUGUGUAAGACUCUCCACUGUGUGUCUCUCUGUGAUCCUGGAGUUCAUGCUUUCAUCAUCAUUAUUCCUGUUGGUCGAAAUACAGACAAGAUCAAGAAAAGAUGA
Molecule: messenger RNA, 1182 nt
Organism: Sinocyclocheilus rhinocerous
Lineage: Eukaryota; Metazoa; Chordata; Actinopteri; Cypriniformes; Cyprinidae
Product: GTPase IMAP family member 4-like
Exons: 4
Coding region: 133-1182 (349 amino acids)
Molecular function (GO): GTP binding
Source: RefSeq, a predicted model, not a curated record